AUGUUCGCUGCCAGGAACGCUUUCGCCCAGGCCCAGCGCCGCGCCUUCUCUGCGUCGGCCCGCCAGUCCUCCAAGGUCACCGUCCUCGGUGCCGCCGGUGGCAUCGGCCAGCCGCUCUCGCUCCUCCUCAAGCUCAACCCUCGCGUUAGCAAGCUCUCCCUGUACGACAUCCGCCUCGCCCCCGGUGUCGCCGCCGACAUUGGCCACAUCAACACCAAGAGCGAGGUCACCGGCCACGCUGCCACGCCCUCCGGCCUGGCCGAGGCCCUCAAGGGCGCUGAGAUCGUUGUCAUCCCCGCUGGUGUCCCUCGCAAGCCCGGCAUGACCCGUGACGACCUGUUCAACACCAACGCCUCCAUCGUCCGCGACCUCGCCAAGGCUGCCGCCGAGCACGCCCCCGAGGCCAACAUCCUCAUCAUCUCCAACCCGGUCAACUCCACCGUCCCCAUCACCGCCGAGGUCUUCAAGGCCAAGGGCGUCUACAACCCCAAGCGCCUCUUCGGUGUCACCACCCUUGAUGUCGUCCGUGCCUCGCGCUUCAUCUCGCAGCUGAAGAACAACGACCCCGCCAGCGAGAACAUCACCGUCGUCGGUGGCCACUCGGGCGCGACCAUUGUCCCCCUCCUGUCGCAGUCGGGCUACAACCUGUCUGGCGAGCAGCUCGACAGCUACGUCAAGCGCGUGCAGUUUGGCGGAGACGAGGUUGUCCAGGCCAAGGAGGGCGCUGGAUCCGCCACGCUGUCCAUGGCCAUGGCCGGUGCCCGCUUCACCGAGUCGCUGCUCAAGGCCGCGCAGGGCCAGAAGAACGUCAUCGAGCCCACGUUUGUCGACUCUCCCCUGUACAAGGACCAGGGCGUCGAGUACUUUGCGUCCAACGUCGAGCUCGGCCCCAACGGUGUCGAGAAGAUCCACCCGGUCGGCAAGAUCACCGAGUACGAGCAGAAGCUGCUCGACGCCUGCUUGGCCGACCUCAAGGGCAACAUCACCAAGGGUGUCAAGUUCGCCAAGGAGAACCCGUGA
This is a messenger RNA of Ascochyta rabiei, 1020 nucleotides long. RefSeq names its product Malate dehydrogenase. Gene Ontology annotation, cellular component: cytoplasm; mitochondrion. Bases 1 to 1020 code for a protein of 339 amino acids. Gene Ontology annotation, biological process: malate metabolic process; tricarboxylic acid cycle. The transcript has 4 exons. Lineage: Eukaryota; Fungi; Ascomycota; Dothideomycetes; Pleosporales; Didymellaceae. Gene Ontology annotation, molecular function: L-malate dehydrogenase (NAD+) activity. The record is from RefSeq and is a predicted model, not a curated record.